Struthio camelus australis is the source of this 4759-nucleotide messenger RNA. The record is from RefSeq and is a predicted model, not a curated record. NCBI's taxonomy places the organism in Eukaryota, Metazoa, Chordata, Aves, Struthioniformes, Struthionidae.
UUGUAUGGUCUCCAUAUCAUAAUAUUCCAGAUGCCAAGUUGGAUGAAUAUAUUGCAAUAGCAAAGGAAAAACAUGGAUACAAUGUGGAACAGGCACGGCAGCAAACACUGCAAUUAAAUGGAUCUGCAUACAGUUGUGGUCUGGAUUCUCUGCAAAAGAUUGAGCUCUUUGUUUUCAUGACAUGCUCAGCUUGUAAUGUGCACUUUUGAAAGGUUUGCUGUGUCCAGGUUGUUAGAAGAUUGGUAAUCAGGGGUCUGGAGAGCUGAUGAACAACUGAUGAUCACGUCUGCACUGCAUGGUUGAAACUGAGUGGAUUACUUUUCCCAAUUCCCAUGCCAGACUUGGCAUCAAAUCUUGUCAUUGAUUCUCUGGCAGUACACAUGACAUGGAAGUGGCCGUGCUGUUAUUUGUGGAUUGGAGAGUUGUAGAAAGAGCACUCUCACUUUGAACUUUCAAACUUGCAUUUUGGAUGACCCCCUGGCUGCUGAAAAGCUCUCGGCAUGUUGUUCUGGCAUAAACACAAUAUUGAGAAGUCCCUUGCGGAUCUCCCUAACUUCACUCCUUUCCCUGAUGAGUGGACAGUUGAAGAUAAAGUCCUAUUUGAGCAAGCAUUUAGCUUCCAUGGAAAGAGCUUUCACAGGAUCCAGCAAAUGCUUCCAGACAAGACUAUUGCAAGCCUUGUAAAAUAUUACUAUUCUUGGAAAAAAACUCGCUCUAGGACAAGUUUGAUGGAUCGUCAGGCUAGAAAACUAGCUAAUCGAAAUAAUCAAGGUGACAGUGAUGAUGAUGUAGAAGAAGCUCAUCCAAUGGAUGGAAAUGAUAGUGAUUAUGAUCCCAAAAAAGAAGCCAAAAAGGAGGUAACAGAUAAUUUAAUGGGCAGUAAUGAGCAGCCUGUUCAGACCAGCAAAAUAGGGCUGGGUAGAAGAGAGUAUCAGAGCUUACAGCAUCGUCACCAUUCUCAGCGGUCCAAAUGCCGUCCACCAAAAGGCAUGUUCCUGACCCAGGAAGAUGUGAUAGCAGUUUCCUGUAGUCCCAAUGCAGCCAACACAAUUCUUAGACAGCUGGAUAUGGAACUAAUCUCAUUAAAGCGACAGGUUCAAAAUGCUAAGCAAGUAAACAGUGCACUUAAACAGAAAAUGGAAGGCGGGAUUGAAGAAUUCAAACCUCCUGAGUCUAAUCAGAAAAUCAAUGCCCGUUGGACCACAGAAGAGCAGCUUCUUGCAGUACAAGGUGUCCGCAAAUAUGGUAAAGAUUUUCAAGCUAUUGCAGAUGUAAUUGGCAACAAGACUGUUGGCCAAGUGAAGAACUUCUUUGUAAACUACAGGCGUCGGUUUAACUUAGAGGAGGUAUUGCAGGAAUGGGAAGCGGAACAAGGAACCCUGGCUUCUAAUGGUGAUGCUUCUGCUUUAGGGGAGGACACAAAAAAUACUUCUAAUGUGCCAUCAGGAAAGAGCACUGAUGAAGAAGAUGAGGCACAAAGCACGCCGGCCACUCAGUGUUUAGGCCCUUCACCUCCAGCACAGGCAUCUGCUCCAGCACCUACCGCUCCCAUGGCAACUUUAAACCAGCCGCCCCCGUUACUUCGUCCAGCGCUUCCUGCUGCUCCUGCUCUCCAUCGUCAGCCCCCACCACUUCAACAGCAGGCUCGAUUUAUCCAGCCAAGGCCAACUCUAAACCAACCCCCCCCACCUCUCAUCCGCCCAGCUAAUUCCAUGCCUCCUCGUCUAAAUCCAAGGCCCGUGUUAACCACAGUUAGUGGCCAGCAGCCACCCUCACUUAUUGGAAUUCAGACAGAAUCGCAGUCUACUCUGCACUGAAGAAAUAAGGCAGAAUUAUGCUAACUCCUACAUUUGAAAAAUUGUAUCAAUGUCUACUCUUUUUCCAAGUAAUGAAGGGGAAAAAAGAGCAAGCCUUCACAGGUAUCAGACCAGUUCUAUGGAGGAGCAAGCUGAUAACUAGGAAUGGAACCACAUGAAUGACCAUCUGUAUAAAAAUAUUUUUUGUGUAGAAGACUUGUACAGCAGAACAAUGCCUACAAUACAGUCCUCCUCUAUAUGAAUAACUGUUGAAGGAAGCUAACUUCUUAAAUGAAUAAAUGUUCAACACACCAAGAUUUUGUUUAACUGAUUUUUACUCUAUUUAUUUUAUAACAGUUCUUCAUAGUCGAUUAUCUAACUACAGGAUAGUAGUUUGGCAAAUCUAGGAGUAGAUAUUACUGUAGGACACCUACAUGUAGGGUUGUGGUUUUUUUGGUUGGUUGUUUUUUUUUGUUGUUGUUGUUUUUUGUUGGUUGUUUUACUUUCUCGUGCAAAAAAAUCUAAUGGCCUUAGGUUCAGAAUUUUGGCCGUGUUUAGAUAACCGUAGAAGCAUUUCAUGCGCUUGUAAAAUGUAGGUGUUUCUUCUCCUCAUGUUUUUCCCAAAACACUUUCUUUUUUAGAAAGGUACUUUCUUAUUAAAUACUCCUCUGAAAGAGUAUUUGAAAGACAUGAUGAGCUAUUGUACCAAACACGUUAAAUAUCUCACAUGUGUUCUAAUCGUGUAAGUUAACUGAAAACAGGAGUCCAGUUUUCUGCCACAAAAUCUCUUGUAGGCUGGGGCGGAGAGAAGGGCAGCAACUUGUGGCACCUGGGGGAUGAUGACAGGAGAGGAACAGUAGCAAGCACCAUUAUUCUUUUAUUUCUCUGUAAAUGGCUGUCUGCAGUUCAUAUAGAUAUUGACAGAUCAUUGAUAUCUUGCCUAAGAAGUCAGGAUAAAAACAUAGAGACUGGUGGUGGUGAUAGAAUAUUGUGGCAAUAGGGGCUAUUUUCUGCCAACCCAAUUUUAGUGUGUUAAAUGAGUGUCUGAUUUCUGCUAUUUCUAGGUGAGUUGAUUCGCUGGGCUGAGGUUUUCCUAGGCUUUUUUUUUCCUUUUUUUAACCAAGUUAAAUCUGCAUUUGGGUAUUAAUCAUUGCUUCCAACUUUAGGAAACUGAAAGGUGUUUUCACUGUGCUCAUUAAACUGUUCUUGUCUGAAACAUUAUUUAAAAAAAAAAAGUGUGAUCUGGAUCAAGGUGUUGAAAUAUACUGCAUUUUCAAGUAUGUAAUAACGUUCAGGUUGACUGCCGUACUAGUCUAAAAGGUUAUUUUUAUUUAUACCUGCAAGUGUUUGAAAACCAUUUUAAAUACAUUCUGUUAUUAACUGGAUUUGAUUAAAAUGAGCCCUUAUUGGAAGGAGGAAUGUGCUAUCCCUAGUCUUUUUCACAGAGAAAUUGAAUGGUCUAACUAACGAUCAGUUUAACAGUUGGCUAAGAGCUUUCAUCUGUGCAAUAGGAAUCUCUUGUACCAUUUCAUUUGUAAAUCUAAAGUUUAUAGUACUCACGGCCUAAAUUGCAGUUAAGGUAUUGACACUGUAUAGUUCAGCUCUUCAUUCAGACACAUUCUCAAAAUCAUAAACUUUAGGUAUUUGCUUUCCAAAUGGCUCUUUUCUGAUGCGCCGAAGUCUCAUACGAAAGAUCCUUCUUAAAGAGUUUUCUCUUGCAUCAAAGUAGAUCCUUAGCCGCUACAUAAGCAUCAGAUGGCCUCUUAGCUAAGAAAAGCAGCACUGUAAAACACGAACUGAGGAAUUUGUGAUCACUGAAACUUGUGUUCUGGGAGUCAUGAAUGUCCCCUCAACAACUACGUACAAAUCUGGCUGCUCUCCAGACUUUAAAACUGCUGUGAAACCCACCCGGUACAUUUUGACAUCCUGUCCGAGUAUCUCAUUUUCGUUGUUGACAGUGAUAGGAUACAUCUUCAGGGGUUUGUUUUGUUUUGUUUGUUCGUUUGCAUUGAGUCUCCCAGGUGUGUGUAUUGUACCUUUGCUAAUUUUUGUCUUGUCUCUUGUCAAUAGACUUCAGUAUGCACAGUGUUGGGUGUUGCAGUAGAGUUGGCCACCACCAACUGCUUUAAAACUGUUCAGUACAUUGUAAAUCAGUUUAAUCUUGUUUAAAUAUUCUAUAAUUGGGCAAAGGUGCUGUAGUUGAAGGGGGGAGGGAGGGUCAAAGAUAGGUAGUAUUUCUUAAUUUACAUACUGUAGCACACAGUAGGGAACUCCUAGCAUUUGUAGUACUAAAUAAGUAUGUACAUAGCAAAAUGUCUUUAUUGUGUGCUUUGCAGAAUAUGUGCAUACGGUUUGCACGUCCUGUUUUGGGGGUAGGAUUUGUUUUAAGCAGUGUUUGCCUGGAGAGUGAUAUGCUUGCUGCUUAAUCAAAGGAUUAAAGUUUUAAAGGAAUCUGUGUCUUCUAUUUUUAUGUACCUUGUAAUGGUCUAAAAUGUUAGGGCCCUUAUACUGUGAUUCUCUUCUAAAUUCAUUUAUUUUUUUAAGAAUUAGAAAUAAAAUUAUACAACGGUGUUAAUUUCAGUGGGGAAUUUCUUUUGACAUAUCUAGUCUCUGGUUUUUGUAAUGUAGUAAUGAACUCUGACUUCAAGGUUGGCUUAAUUUUGUCACUUUAAGAAAUGUAAAAUGUUUGCACACUAAAGUUUGCCAGAGAACGUGUAUCCUACAUUGUUUAAAGCUAAUGUAACUUUACAGCUUUUUGUACAGUUUAUUUUAGUUAAUAAAGCGAAACAGUACUAAAAUGGCAGAUUUUACAAAUGCAAGGCAUAACUUGAACUACAUGUCUUCUAGGAACCGCACUGCAAAAUUGAUGUACAAAAAGAAGAUAUCAGACUUAAUUGUUGCACUUUAAUUCAGAAUGGGAAGCAGAUAUUUCUGCAUUAAUAAAACGAUCACUAAACAUUGCA